Molecule: messenger RNA, 459 nt
Organism: Ambispora gerdemannii
Lineage: Eukaryota; Fungi; Glomeromycota; Glomeromycetes; Archaeosporales; Ambisporaceae
Source: the annotation of a GenBank genome assembly
AUGAGUAGGGAAGAAAGAUUGUCAGCUUUUAUACAUGAGGUGUCAACUGAAAUGAUGAAAAUUGAUAGUAAUUCAUCAGAAAUAAUCCCUCAGGAUCAACUCUCAACAAUUCUACAAAAAUUAUCUCGAAGAGUCAGCAAGACCGAUUCCAAUACCAUCUAUUGCUAUUACGAAUUUGGCUUAGCACUAACCCUUCAUCUCAAUGAAUUAAUAGGGAAAUGGCAGAAGAGAGCACAAUAUAUAUUAAAUAAAGAGGUUCAGAAUUAUUUACCACCUGGCACUUCUCUAGCCGUGGCAAAGGAUAAAAUUAAAAAGGCUAGAAAAAUGGUUAAACUUUUUAUUGAUGAUCCAUCUAGAAUUCAAUUUGUUCGUUCAUUUCCUGUAAACCAGCUCUUAACUUUUAAUGAAGAUGAUAUCAACUUUAUAAAAUCAAAAUUACCAAAACCUGGGACGCCAUGA